GUGACACCUAACUUCGUGCAUAGCGUCGCCACCUUCAUCGAAGACUUGACGAUCCUGCCGCAGCCGAGUCGGGAGCUGGCGCGAAGUUUUGUAUGCGAAUACGUGGUGCAGGCGGCCAGAUCAGUGGCCAGAGUGCAAGGACGGGGGGGACACCGAUUCACAGCCUACGAAGCACUGUUGCGCAGGGCAGAGGACAGACCAAUCGCGUUGGUGCCACAGCUCCCCGCGCUUCUUCCUCCCGCUGCCCCUCUCAACAUCCAAGCUAUUCCCCCUGCCCCGUACUAAAUGCCUCCCUUCUUCUCUUACACCACUCUCCCCUAUCAACUCACGGAGGGCCCUUAUCCUAUGCGCGAGUUCUCUUCUCGGAGUAUUUGGUGGAGCUGACUGACGUGGAGCCGCUGCCCUUCGCAGACGAAGACGCGUGGGAGUUGCACCGUGCGCUGUACAAGUCAGUGGCGUUGGGGAUGUUCCGAUUCUUCGUGGAUCAUGAAGAUCACUGCAUCGGGGAGCACUUCGUCGUCUAUUACGUCAUCACGCGGCCCAAGCCAGCGCAGAAGGAGGGGACGGUGGUGUUAUACCCAUUCGCCCAGCUCCAGACGACCGAUCCGGAAUUGUUGGAGCUCAUACAUCUUGAGCUCCUAUCCAUUGCGCAAGUGAUCGCGAGCGAGGAAGAGGAGAUCCAGCCACGAUUGCGGACGGCGGCUGCCCCGCGGGGAACGUACAACGUGGUCGUCAUCCCGGAUUACAUUGCGCAGCGCGAGGAGAGGCUGGAGGACUUCCCGGAGGAAAAGCCAUUGCGGCCUCCCUCGUCGUAUCCCAGACCGGCGCCGCCAAAGGCCCCCAAGAAGACGCCGAAGAGGAAGAAACGCCACCCGUCGCCAGGAGUGCAAGGCAACAGAAUCGGUGGCAGCGAGGAGGUGGUUCAGCCCGUGCGCACGCGGAAUCUUGACCUCGUGCCUGGGAGUGCGGCGACGCUCGUUAAGGAGACUGUCGUGCCAUCGCCGCCCUUCCCGCACAUGCCCGAUCUCAAUCUUGAUGGAGCCGGGCCAUCAGCAGCAGCAACCGGAGGAGGAAGUCGAAUGGGAUUACCGGAUCCCGUAUCCAGACCCCCCGUCCUCGCGGGACCUCUCUGCUUCCGCCAGCCACCCCGGAGUGCCCCGAUCAUUGACAUUAGCAGUUCCUCCGAGCUGGACGGUCCAUCCGACAGAGUGCGACUGGCAGGGACGCUCAUCUACGAGACCGGGCAGCGUCCCAAUGUGAUGUACCACUUCCUUGUCUUCGCGGCGCAGAAGCGGGAGCGGCGGCCUUACAUCGAGACUCAUGUGGUGAUGACGGGUCCAGGACCCCGAUCGGUGCGCAAGCGGAUGGUGUGAGCGGUGGCGGAUCUGGCGCCAUGUGUCCUGUCUCAUGUGUCGGGGGCCUUCCUCUAUCCCUCGUUCGUCCAGCACCACUUCCAUGAG
Messenger RNA from Chara braunii, 1460 nucleotides. The record is from the annotation of a GenBank genome assembly. Lineage: Eukaryota; Viridiplantae; Streptophyta; Charophyceae; Charales; Characeae.